CUCCGGAACCAUGGAGCUGCAGCUCCUCGGGGCGAGGGGACUGGAGUAGAUGUGACACACUGAGCGAAUACAAACCAAACCAUGUGAAAAUAAGGUCUCUUCGACCACGGUCUGAGGAAGUAAACCAAGAUGGCCAAACACCGGGUUCCGCUCGUCUUGUUAGCCUGCGGCUCUUUUAAUCCGAUCACCAACCAGCACUUGAGGCUGUUUGAGCUGGCCAGAGACCACAUGCACAGCACAGGCCAGUACCAGGUGGUGGGAGGUAUUGUGUCGCCCGUGAGUGACGGCUAUGGAAAACAAGGUCUGGUGCUGGCUGAGCAUCGCAUCGCUAUGGCGAGGCUGGCACUGCAGAGCUCCAGCUGGGUCAGCGUUGAUGAAUGGGAGAGCCAGCAGCCAGACUGGACGGAGACAGUGGUCACCAUGAGAUAUCACUAUGGGCGCAUUCUGAAAGAGUUUGAGCGGAGCGUGGGAACACACGCUGACUCCAGAGGAAAUGGUACCCCACUCUCAGGUCGGGCUCCUCGGCUGAAGCUUCUGUGCGGAGCUGACUUCCUGGACUCCUUCAAGGUCCCGGGUCUGUGGCGGGACGACCAUGUGGAGGAGCUGGUGGGGGAUUUUGGCCUCGUGUGCGUCAGCAGAGGGGAGCUGCAGCCCGAGCGGGCGGUGCACGAGUCGGACUUGCUGUCCCUCCACAGACGGAACGUUUUCCUGGUGAGGGAGUGGGUGAGGAACGAGACGAGCGCCACAGAGGUCCGCCGGGCGCUGAGACGGGGCCUGAGCGUGAAAUACCUGAUCCCAGACCCGGUGAUAGAAUACAUCCGCCGGCAUGACCUUUACACAGAGAGCAGCGAGAGGAAAAACGAGGGCACGGUGCUGAGACCGCUCGUCAAACAGGCGCAGCAGCCAGUGAAGAGUCUGGACGACUACACCAUGCCUGCCGAUCUGAACGGAUACUGGAAGAUGAUUUCCAACGACAACUUUGAAGAGUACCUCAAGGCUCUGGAUGUGAACGUUGCCAUCAGGAAAAUCGCCACCUUGCUGAAGCCCGACAAGGACAUCGUCCACGACGGGGACCACAUAAUCAUCAAGACCCUCAGUACCUUCAAAAACUACAACAUGGACUUUUACGUGGGCAAAGAGUUUGAGGAGGAUCUGUCUGGAGUGGAUGACAGGAAAUGCAUGACCACCAUCACCUGGGAUGGAGACAAGCUGGUGUGUGUGCAGAAGGGGGAGAUUGAAGGAAGAGGCUGGACCCACUGGGUGGAUGGAGAUGAGCUUCAUCUGGAGGACAUCCUGCCCCUUCCCCCUUCCUGCACUGUCCAAAGUCUGCUCACCAUCACGUCACCAGCUGCCACCAUGCCUGCAGACCUCAGUGGAAAAUGGAUUCUUGAAACCAAUGACAAAUUUGAGGAGUACUUGAAGGCAUUGGAUGUUGACUUCGCAACGAGGAAAAUCGCUAUCUCCCUGUCUCAGACCAAAGUGGUGAAACAAGAUGGAGACAAAUUUGAGUUUAAGACACUCAGCACCUUCAGGAAUUAUGAGCUGAGCUUCACUGUCGGAGUGGAGUUUGAUGAACACACCAAGGGGCUCGACAACAGGAACAUCAAGAGUCUGGUGACGUGGGAGGGAGACAAGCUGGUGUGCACUCAGAAAGGGGAGAAGGCCAACCGCGCCUGGAAACACUGGAUAGAAGGAGGCAAACUCUACCUGGAGCUGACGUGUGAGGAUGUAGUUUGUAUUCAGGUGUUCAAGAGGAAGGAGUAGCAUCCAUUUUUGAUU
Molecule: messenger RNA, 1779 nt
Organism: Salarias fasciatus (jewelled blenny)
Lineage: Eukaryota; Metazoa; Chordata; Actinopteri; Blenniiformes; Blenniidae
Exons: 12
Coding region: 130-1764 (544 amino acids)
Biological process (GO): NAD+ biosynthetic process
Cellular component (GO): mitochondrion
Molecular function (GO): nicotinamide-nucleotide adenylyltransferase activity; nicotinate-nucleotide adenylyltransferase activity; lipid binding
Source: RefSeq, a predicted model, not a curated record